UCCUGUAUUUUUCCCACUUUCUCCUCCUCCUCCAACCUCACCCUGGCUUUCAACCAUUGGCUGUAGUGCUGGUGUCCGGGGGCACCAAGGGACCGCUAUAUAACUAACCACCCCAUUCAAAGCCACUUCAGCAGGUAAUGAGCAGUCAGUCUCGGCGACAGCAUCCUUUCCCAGCUCAUGCACAUUAAAGAAAAUUCUGGGAUCCAACAUCUUUGGGGCCUCCAGACCAAGCCCAGCUGCCUAUCCAGAAAGAAGGAGCCAUUAGAGUGAAUGAAAUUAACCCAAGGAGCCUCUGAGUUCCUAAGGACGAGGAAGGAGAAGCCAAGACUCAAACAGACAUUCAUACUGCUGCAAGCAAAUGCACAUAGGAAUCUGGCUGGGGUUUGGUGUUCCAUCCUCAAUGGCUAGAAUCCCAACUUCUGUAGUACUAGCCAUUUGCCUGACUUGCCUCUUCUCAAGCGUCUGCAGUCAGACCCCGAGGAACGUCAAGGAGAGCACGAUUCCAUUGAAGGUUCUACACCAGGAGCAGGAUUACAGUCUUGUCCAAUCGAGCUUGUUCCAGGAUGUCAGAGCCUCCUCCAACCAGUCAAAUGACAUCCCUGGGAAUGCCCAGUCAGAGCUACCUCUGCCCACUAUGUGCAUAAAGCCUGCUGAAAUCAGACACAUCUUCAAGUACAUCAAUACCAUCGUGUCCUGCACCAUCUUCAUGGUGGGCAUCAUCGGCAACUCCACCCUGCUGAGGAUCAUUUACAAGAACAAAUGCAUGAGGAAUGGGCCCAAUGUCCUCAUUGCUAGCUUGGCUCUUGGGGACCUUCUCUACAUCCUCAUAGCUCUUCCCAUCAAUGUGUACAAGCUAUUGGCAGAAGACUGGCCAUUUGGCGUCCAGGUGUGCAAGCUGGUUCCAUUCAUUCAGAAGGCAUCUGUGGGCAUCACCGUCCUCAGCCUCUGUGCACUCAGCAUAGACAGGUACAGGGCGGUGGCCUCCUGGAGCCGGAUCCAAGGCAUAGGGAUCCCCAUGUGGAAGGCAGUCGAGGUGAUGCUGAUCUGGGCUGUGGCUAUCAUCCUGGCUGUCCCUGAAGCCAUUGCCUUCGACAUGGUGGAGCUGAACUAUCGUGAGCAGAUGCUCUGGGUCUGCAUGCUGUCCUCCGAACAGAACUCCAGAUUCACCCUGUUCUACAGGGAUGUGAAGGACUGGUGGCUUUUUGGCUUCUAUUUCUGCCUGCCUCUGGCAUGCACCGGUGUCUUCUACACCCUCAUGUCCUGCGAGAUGCUGAGCAAGAGGAACGGCAUGAGAAUUGCCUUCAAUGACCACAUGAAGCGGCGCCGGGAGGUUGCCAAGACAGUGUUCUGCCUGGUGGUGAUCUUCGCUCUCUGCUGGCUGCCUCUCCACCUGAGUAGGAUCCUGAAGAAGACCAUCUAUGACCAGACCGACCCCAACAGAUGUGAAUUGCUGAGUUUCCUCCUGGUGAUGGACUACUUUGGUAUCAACAUGGCCUCCCUGAAUUCCUGCAUCAAUCCCAUAGCUCUCUACUUCGUCAGCCGGAAAUUCAAGAACUGCUUUCAGUCCUGUCUGUGCUGCUGGUGCCAGAGACCAGCCUUGAGCAGCGCACCAACGGAUGAUAAGGGGUCUGUUGGGAAGUGGAAAGCCAACGGGCAGGAAUUGGGGCUGGACCGAAGCAGCUCCCACCUGAGUAAUAAGUACAGCUCUGCCUAAAGAACCAUAAAUCAAUUGGAGAGCUCACCGCAAGAGCUGAAAGGAGCCAUCCAUCCCACUCACAGUCAUUUCCUGGCUGGCUCUGAGUCACUUGCUUUCCUUUCACAGAUCCAUUGGAAAAAGCAGCAGCAUUUCACUUACCAUUGAACUAGUCACUGGCGGGGGCCUUGGAACCUCACUUCUCAUCUGUUCCUUUAUAAUCAUCUUUUUUGUUUUCCUCAAAGGACCUUUUGGGUUUUAAAUCCUGCUGGAGAAGCUGAGUAACCCAGUGCUAUCUGUCUCCAGACCACCAGAUUGGAGGGAGAGGGUGCUGUGAGUGAUGUCAUGUUUAAACUGACAAGGGACAUCACUGGUGGAGGUCAAUUCUGAUCCUACAAGCUGAUACAUUAAGAAGCUAAGGUGAAACCAAAGCAGCUGCAUCACAAGCCCAUAGCCUUCCCCUCUUUGCUGCUGGGACACAAUCACUGGGGGUGAAAUUCACCCUGGACAGCCAGCCAGCAGAAGUCCGAGGCUCCAUUUAAGCCCUGUUUAAGCCCAGAGGGUGCCUAGGAAUUGCGCUGCCCUCUGCCCAGGGGUGAAUUUCACCCUGCAUGUCUAUAGUGUAACAACACAGUGGUGUAUAUAGAAUAGAGCUGCUUAGGGGAUGUUAUAUUCUUAGUAGAAAUGGGGUUAAGAAAAUGUUCCUUUUUUGAAAUUGUAGCAUACAAAGAAAUGGGUUGCUGUAGCUUCUCCCUUCUCCUUUCCAGCAGCUCCUUCACAGUGAGAGCUGUCUGGUCAUGUUGGUGUUUGUAAAGGCAAGCACAGGAAUGGCAGCCUUGGCUAGAGUCAACAUGGCCUAAAACCAGGCACUGUUGGCUGUCAUCCACCACUCAACUCUGCCAACUUGUCCUUAAUUGCUAUCUGCAGCACCCCAUGUUGCUCCGGUCCCGGUCCUCUUCUGAACAGGAAAGAUCAACUCUGCUGGGGUUGUGCUAUGAACAGAUGCCAGCAAGCUCACUGCACAUGUCACCUAAGUUAGGAGAUGAAUUAGAAGUGAAAGGGAACCCUUGAUCACUACUGGGUCUGAGCAAUGCUGGCUCUGCAUACCUAGCUACAGGAACACUGUACCGCAUAAAUUCAUAGAGUCUAAGGCCAGAGAGGCCUGCUAGAUCAUCUGUCUAAUCUCCUAUAUAUCACAGGCCAGAAAAUGUCAUCCAGUUCCUCCUGGCUUGCCCCCAUUGAUUUGUGCUUGGCUUAAGCCUGUCUACCUGAAAGACCAGUCUUGAUCUGAAGGCUUCAAGAGAUAGCAAAGCCACCACUUCUCUUGGUAGUCCAUUCGUGUGAUUCACUAAGCUCAGGGACACAGUUCAGAGACCUCUAAGGAAACCCCAGGUGUUGCAAGAAGUGGUGCUGGAGACUCCUUAGGACGUACUGGUCCCUCUCUUGCAAUACUGAAACAAUGCUCCAGCAUGGUGCUGCUGGCACUGCCGUUUGGCAGACUAGCCAUAAACCCACAAUUCUGCCCACUCGUGGUGGUCUAUAGGCCCAUCGCUCUCCGUGCUAGCAUCAGAGCUGGGAGCCCUCAGGCACUGGGGCCAGAUUCCAGCAUAGGGCUUACGAGAGCUGCUCAGAAUAUGGUGAAGAGCCUUCACUGACAUAGUCGACCAGUUCAAACAGGCUUUCCCCCUAGAGCUUCCACAAAGGAACAAUCUGGCAUUUAUUCCAAUGAUGUCAUGAAAAUUUUUAUGGGGAAUUUUCAUGAGGGAAGGGGUCAGGUUUUCUCCUUUCUUUCCUUUUCUUUUUUUUGCCCCUUCGUCCCCUUUUCCAUUCUGCCACAAAAAAAAAGGGGUGGGGAGAGUAGGGAAAAAAAUGAAAAUAAAAAUCCUAGUUUUAUUUCA
Molecule: messenger RNA, 3591 nt
Organism: Trachemys scripta elegans
Lineage: Eukaryota; Metazoa; Chordata; Testudines; Emydidae
Product: endothelin receptor type B-like
Exons: 8
Coding region: 359-1714 (451 amino acids)
Biological process (GO): regulation of blood pressure; vasoconstriction; enteric nervous system development
Cellular component (GO): membrane
Molecular function (GO): endothelin receptor activity
Source: RefSeq, a predicted model, not a curated record